AUGGAGUCACCGUGGAUAACGAUGCGCGAAAAGGAUGCAUUCCGGAAAGUUAGCAUCGAUUGGCACCGUAUUAUAGGAUUCCAACCAGUCCAGACCGAAGGACGUAACAUAGCCAAAUCGUUACGAUGGAGAGCAUUCCGGCAAGCCGACAUAUUAGAUGCGUUUAAGAGAAUGAUAGGCCCGGAUGCCGAGUUUAGGGGUGAAGGGCAUAAGAAUGUUUUAGGCAUUAUGCCUACCGGCGGCGGCAAGAGUUUGACAUUCAUGUUACUAGCCCGUUAUUCGCCCGGCGGAGUCACCAUCGUCGUAGUGCCGUUAACGGCGUUAGAGGGCGACAUAGUUAGACGUUGUAAGGAGAGCGACAUUAAGUAUGCAUUAGACCGAUUGGUGAUCGACGAGUGCCACGUCGUGUUAGAUUCUAGGCGGAAGACAGCCGACAAAGACGCAUGGCGACCGGAGAUUUUAGAGUUAUAUAAGACGGUCGAGCAGUUAGUGCAGACGUUGUUUUUAACAGCAACAUUGCCGCCACGGAACGAGUUGGAGUUUUACGACAAGAUGAACAUCAACAAGCACGAAAUCGUUAAGAUCCGGGACAGCACGACACGUAAGGAGAUUAAGUACCAGGUUGUCGAUUACGAGGAAGAGGAGGAAGAAGAGGCAUUACAACGCAUGGUUGACGACAAGAAGAGAUAA
Aureobasidium namibiae CBS 147.97 is the source of this 690-nucleotide messenger RNA. RefSeq lists its product as uncharacterized. Lineage: Eukaryota; Fungi; Ascomycota; Dothideomycetes; Dothideales; Saccotheciaceae. Gene Ontology annotation, molecular function: 3'-5' DNA helicase activity; nucleic acid binding; ATP binding. The transcript is spliced from 5 exons. The record is from RefSeq and is a predicted model, not a curated record. The coding region runs from base 1 to 690 and encodes 229 amino acids. Gene Ontology annotation, biological process: double-strand break repair via homologous recombination. Gene Ontology annotation, cellular component: cytoplasm; chromosome.